AUGGACUUUGAAAACUCUGCACCUAACCAACCGACCAUGGCCGAACAAGCAAAACUUAAUGGAUCUGCUUCUGUCGCCAACACUCAAUCAGUGACCAAGAGACUGCAAUCAGAACUCAUGGCUCUCAUGAUGUCUCCUACGCCUGGCAUCUCUGCCUUUCCAGACGCUGACGGCAACAUGCUGCACUGGAUCGCCACCAUAGUUGGCCCUAACGACACCCCAUACGCCGACCUCAACCUGAAACUCGACUUUCAGUUUCCUGCCGACUAUCCCUACUCACCUCCUACCGUGUUGUUCAAGACACCGAUCUACCACCCAAAUAUUGACUUCAGUGGUCGGAUCUGUCUCGACAUACUCAAAGAUAAAUGGGUCGCCAGCUACUCGGUUCAGACUGUCCUAUUGAGUUUACAGAGUCUGCUCGGCGAACCCAACAAUGCCAGUCCGCUGAACAACGAGGCUGCUAUCUUGCAUGAGAAGGACUUUGAGGAGUACAAGAGGAAGGUAUUGGCUAGACACGUCGACCUGGAUGAAUGA
Messenger RNA from Lithohypha guttulata, 534 nucleotides. RefSeq names its product Ubiquitin-conjugating enzyme E2 11 (gene UBC11). Lineage: Eukaryota; Fungi; Ascomycota; Eurotiomycetes; Chaetothyriales; Trichomeriaceae. The record is from RefSeq and is a predicted model, not a curated record. The transcript has 2 exons. The coding region runs from base 1 to 534 and encodes 177 amino acids.